AUGCUCAGUGGAAUUCUUAAAUUAACAUUAUUCAUCAAUAUUCUGUUUUUGUUCGUUGCUAUUAUUCGCCAAGCAGCAGCCACCGACAUUGCACCGACAUCGGCAAUCCAUGACAACUUGGCUACAUUCAAAGGUGAUGUAUUCUAUUUCUCAGUCAAUAAUAAACACACAGGUGCCGGUAGAAUAAAACGUUCAAUGUCAUCAACUGUCGACCAACCACCGUUGAUCGACAGUUCACGUUUUCAUUCAAGUUCACGUGUUCGUCACUUACGAAAGAACAUGCGUUCUAAAGAUUUAAAAAAUUCACCGAGUCUUUUUCGAUCAACAGGCAUAUCUCCUAAAAGGCUUCGAAUGCAUCAACGAAUUCGACCUGGAAUUGAUUAUCGUCUCAAGCGUUUUCGUAUGCUUGAUCCCGAUGAAUUCAAAGAAAUGUUAAAUACAAUGGGUCAACAAAUGCCACAUGAGCAAUCUAAAGGAUUCAAUAAUUUGGAUACAAUCGGUGGUAUGCAAGUUGAAAACUAUUGGACGCGCAAAUAA
This is a messenger RNA of Rotaria socialis, 537 nucleotides long. Lineage: Eukaryota; Metazoa; Rotifera; Eurotatoria; Philodinida; Philodinidae. The record is from the annotation of a GenBank genome assembly.